Molecule: messenger RNA, 1584 nt
Organism: Parastagonospora nodorum SN15
Lineage: Eukaryota; Fungi; Ascomycota; Dothideomycetes; Pleosporales; Phaeosphaeriaceae
Exons: 3
Coding region: 1-1242 (413 amino acids)
Biological process (GO): phosphatidylethanolamine biosynthetic process; phosphatidylcholine biosynthetic process
Cellular component (GO): cytoplasm
Molecular function (GO): choline kinase activity; ethanolamine kinase activity
Source: RefSeq, a predicted model, not a curated record
AUGAGUAAGGCUCAGUCACCAUAUGAUUCGCUACGGCACAUACCUCAGUACUACGACAACACCGACUCGCACAACUCAGCACUCAACCUUAUUCUCGCACUGCGACCCGAAUGGAAAGAUUCCAAAGACACGAUUGAGUUCGUUCGCUUUACCGAUGGCAUCACGAACACGCUCCUAAAAGCGGUGAACAAGCUCCCGGGCCUUUCAAAGGCGGCGAUAGAUGAGGAUGCCAUAUUGCUCCGAGCAUACGGGAAGGGCACCGAUGUGCUCAUCGACCGCGAGAAGGAGACUCGCUCCCACUGCCUCUUGGCCCGUCACAAUCUCGCGCCCGCCCUCCACGCUCGGUUUGAGAACGGUCUCCUUUACAAAUACGUUUCAGGCACAGUGUGUGCACCUGCCGACCUGGGUCGACCAGAAGUAUGGCGAGGGGUAGCUCAGAGGCUGGGAGAAUGGCAUGCAACAUUACCUAUUUCGAGUAUUAGCAGCACGUGCCCUGCACCUUCACAACUAUCACCACACAACAAACGUGCUUCACUGGUAGACAUGGCACAACUUACACCAGGGAAGCCCAUUCCCAAUGUGUGGACCACGAUGCAGAAAUGGAUCCUUGCGCUUCCAACAAGCACCACUGCGCAAUCGACCCGACGAGAGCAACUGAUGACCGAACUCCAGAGCCUGACACAGCUACUAGUCGAUACUCCGGGCGUCUGCGGUGCGAACCAGUUCGUAUUCGCGCAUUGCGACCUGCUGUCUGGCAACGUGAUCAUCGAACCAUCAGCUUCAUCAGCUUCACCCUCCCGCCGAUCCAGUGCGUCGAGCGCAUCGAACGAAUCAGAAACCGCUGCAACGGUGACCUUUAUCGAUUACGAAUACGCCACGCCUGCGCCGGCAUCUUUCGACAUCGCCAACCACUUCGCCGAAUGGGGUGGUUUUGACUGUGAUUACUCUGCGAUGCCUACACGGAGAACUCGCCGUGCCUUCCUCCGCGAGUACCUGCGAAGCUUCAGCACACACCAGAACCGAACAUACAACGAGUCGGACUUGGACGAGCUGUUUGAACAGGUGGACAAAUUCAGGGGCGUCCCUGGCUUCUACUGGGGCAUCUGGGCUCUGAUCCAGGCACAAAUCUCCCUCAUCGACUUCGACUACGCGAGCUACGCAGAAGUCAGACUAGGCGAAUACUGGGCAUGGAAGGAACAAAAGACCACCGAAAGGGAGAAGAGAUGGGCACAAGAGGAGUGAGAAAAGAAAAAACACGCUCAUGGAUACCGCGUGUACAUCAUCAAUCUGGGGUUCAACAAGAGAUUGUUUCAUGGGAAAGGCGUCAGGGUUCGUCAUCCCCUUCACAUCGGCAGCAUAGAGCGUGGUUUUUCUGUCCUGUCUUCUUUUUCAUCUCUUACUAUUUUAUUAAUACCACAUGGAGCGCAUUUCAACCAUGCAAGGAAAACCCUCAUAAAAAUUGGUGGUAGAUAGAUAGCAGCCACAGCACAAACAUCCCACAAGCGACACGAAAGUAUGAUGCCCUUACGCACCAAAAGCCCAUGAGCAGCUAUUAUCAGAUGUACUACUGUACGGCAGCGGCAU